UUGGCGACUGUGUCGCUGGCGUUUUCUUUGGUGGGUUCCAGGGCUGGUGGGAGCAGUCGCCCGAGGAAAGCACCAUGAUUUCGGCCGCGCAGUUGUUGGAUGAGUUAAUGGGCCGGGACCGAAACCUCGCCCCGGAUGAGAAGCGCAGCAACGUGCGGUGGGACCACGAGAGCGUUUGUAAAUAUUAUCUCUGUGGUUUUUGUCCUGCGGAAUUGUUCACAAACACUCGUUCUGAUCUUGGGCCUUGUGAAAAAAUUCAUGAUGAAAAUCUGCGAAAACAGUAUGAGAAGAGUUCUCGUUUUAUGAAAGUUGGCUAUGAGAGAGAUUUUCUGUGAUACUUACAGAGCUUACUUGCAGAAGUAGAACGUAGAAUUAGACGAGGCCAUGCUCGUUUGGCAUUAUCUCAAAACCAGCAGUCAUCUGGGGCAGCUGGUCCAACAGGCAAAAAUGAAGAAAAAAUUCAGGUUCUAACAGAUAAAAUCGAUGUACUCCUGCAGCAGAUUGAAGAAUUAGGAUCUGAAGGAAAAGUAGAAGAAGCCCAGGGAAUGAUGAAAUUAGUUGAACAGUUAAAAGAAGAGAGAGAAUUACUUAGGUCCACAACUUCGACAAUUGAAAGUUUUGCUGCCCAAGAAAAACAAAUGGAAGUUUGUGAAGUGUGUGGAGCCUUUUUGAUAGUGGGAGAUGCCCAGUCCCGGGUAGAUGACCAUUUGAUGGGAAAACAGCACAUGGGCUAUGCCAAAAUUAAAGCUACUGUAGAAGAAUUAAAAGAAAAAUUAAGAAAAAGAACUGAAGAACCUGAUCGUGAUGAGCGUUUAAAAAAGGAGAAACAAGAACGAGAAGAAAGAGAAAAAGAAAGGGAGAGAGAAAGGGAAGAAAGAGAGAGGAAAAGACGAAGAGAAGAGGAAGAAAGAGAAAAAGAAAGGGCUCGAGACAGAGAAAGAAGAAAGAGGAGUCGAUCAAGGAGUCGGCACUCAAGCCGAACUUCUGACCGAAGAUGCAGCAGGUCUCGGGACCACAAAAGAUCACGAAGUAGAGAAAGAAGGCGAAGCAGAAGCAGAGAUCGACGAAGAAGCAGAAGCCAUGAUAGAUCAGAAAGAAAGCAUAGAUCUCGUAGUCGGGAUCGAAGAAGAUCAAAAAGCCGAGAUCGAAAGACAUAUAAGCACAGGAGCAAAAGUCGGGACAGAGAACAAGAUAGAAAAUCCAAGGAGAAAGAAAAGAGGGGAUCUGAUGAUAAAAAAAGUAGUGUGAAGUCCAGUAGUCGAGAAAAACAGAGUGAAGACACAAACACUGAAUCAAAGGAAGGUGAUACUAAGAAUGAGGUCAAUGGGACCAGUGAAGACAUUAAAUCUGAAGUGCAGCGUAAGUAUGCACAGAUGAAGAUGGAACUAAGCCGAGUAAGAAAACAUACAAAAGCAUCUUCUGAAGGAAAAGACAGUGUAGUCCUGCAAAACAUUUUGAGCGUUGGUGUUGUGAGCGGCCCAUGAAAAGCCAAAUUAAAAAUCAAGGAUUCAGUCAAACUAAGCAGGAAUACUGUUCGAAGAUUCUUGGAAGAAAACUGAAAACGGCAUAAAGUGAAGAUCGACAUUAAAAUGAGGUGAAAGAAAACUAUAGUGGCAUAGAAAAAGUAUAAAGCUCAGUUAGUUUUUUUUGUUUUUUUUUAUUAAAAAUUAAUUCAGGACUGAUGAGACCUACCAGAUUUCAGAACAUGUAUUAAUAGCAUAUAUAUGCCACUGAAAACUUAGGUCCUGUAUCAUAUUUUUUUCUUUAAGACUUUUUAAGAAAUAUUACCUAAAUAUGUGGCUUGCUCAGUGUUUAAUUGCAAGUUUUCAUUCUUGGACUUUGAAAACGAGAUUAAACGUUAGUAUUUGUGUGAAUCAGACUAAGUGGGAUUCCAUUUUUACAACUCUGCUAUACCUAGCCUUUGGAUUUAGAAGUGAAAAUAAAGUAUCUCUGACUUUCUGUUA
Molecule: messenger RNA, 1964 nt
Organism: Balaenoptera musculus (blue whale)
Lineage: Eukaryota; Metazoa; Chordata; Mammalia; Artiodactyla; Balaenopteridae
Product: luc7-like protein 3
Exons: 2
Biological process (GO): mRNA splice site recognition
Cellular component (GO): U1 snRNP; U2-type prespliceosome
Molecular function (GO): mRNA binding
Source: RefSeq, a predicted model, not a curated record